AUGGUACCAAUUGUAUUGAAUUCACAGUCUGUUAGCGGGAUAACAGGUUCCAUCUCUAUUGCAUGUUGGAUCAUUGUUUUCGUACCGCAAAUUUAUGAGAACUUUUAUCGCAGUUCAGCAGAUAGUCUCUCUCUACUAUUCGUGGUUCUCUGGCUAUUGGGCGACGUUUUUAAUGUCCUUGGUGCAGUAAUGCAGAAUCUGCUGCCAACUAUGAUUAUUUUGGCAGCAUACUAUACUCUGGCAGAUGUUGUGCUUUUGGUGCAGUGUUUGUUUUACGGAAACGGAGAAAAGGUGGACGCAGUGCAUUUGUCGCCAGCAAAUCCGAUCAACGAAAGGGUCCUCGAGGACGUAUUCCAUGAGCACCAACCUCUUUUGAGAGACGCCAAAAAGAAUCACCACCAUGAUGCCACAGUCCAAGCCUCUUCUACUGGUGCUUCUUCAUCUUCCGUAACUGGUCAAUCUGAGGACGCCAAUGGUAGCGUCACUGAAAAUCGCAACAGAACAUACGUCACUAACGCACUGCUGAUAAGCGCGGUUUUCUUGGGUGGCUUCUUGUCCUGGUACAUUUCGUAUUUGAAGGACCCAGAUGCCACACCUGCAGAGCCGGAUUUGCACAUGAACUGGCUCGCUCAAUUUUUCGGUUACUUGAGUGCUGUACUAUACCUGGCUUCUCGUGUCCCCCAGAUUCUACUCAACUUUCAACGCAAAUCCUGCGAUGGCAUUUCUUUCCUGUUUUUCCUGUUUGCCUGCAUUGGAAACAUUACCUUUAUUAUAUCUGUUUUGAGCAUUUCUGUCGCUCCACGCUAUUUGUUGGUCAAUGCAUCAUGGCUAAUUGGUAGUACUGGUACACUUCUCAUGGAUUUUGUCAUUUUCCUACAGUUUUUCUAUUUCAAGAAUGACGGUACCAUCUCUACAGGAGUUGUCGUGUAA
Lachancea lanzarotensis is the source of this 930-nucleotide messenger RNA. RefSeq names its product LALA0S08e02344g1_1 (gene YPQ1). Gene Ontology annotation, cellular component: fungal-type vacuole membrane. Bases 1 to 930 code for a protein of 309 amino acids. Gene Ontology annotation, biological process: basic amino acid transmembrane export from vacuole. The record is from RefSeq and is a predicted model, not a curated record. The transcript has a single exon. Lineage: Eukaryota; Fungi; Ascomycota; Saccharomycetes; Saccharomycetales; Saccharomycetaceae.